Messenger RNA from Gongylonema pulchrum, 266 nucleotides. The record is from the annotation of a GenBank genome assembly. NCBI's taxonomy places the organism in Eukaryota, Metazoa, Nematoda, Chromadorea, Rhabditida, Gongylonematidae.
AUGAAUUUUUGUUACAGCAGCCUCAUCCAAAUCCACUGCCACGCAAUGGAAUCAGUUUUACGAAUGUUUCUGAGAGGAGCGCAGUUCAAAGAGGAGGUCAGUUCAAAAGGAAAAGUAGCGCUAGUAACCAGUGCAACAACACCCCUCGGUAUGCAGACCGUCCUGGAACUUAACAAAAAAGGAGCAUUGGUGUACAUGCUGUGCCGUUCAGUGGAACGAGGGCUGGGAGCUCGGCGAUGCCUAAAUGACGUUCGUAUUUGCUGAAU